AUGCUCUCCAUCCUCCUCUUCGCACCGGCCGCAGCGCUCGCACUCGAGCUCGAAUCGCCAUCUCUGCUCGACUGGACAAGCCCCGUUACACCUCUGCAGUUGGGCGCCCGAUCGCAUCCGGUCUACGACCCCGGCUUUGCCUUGUUUGACCGAAGCAUAGUCGGGCGGGCUCCCCUGGAUGCCACACCACUGCAGAACAAUGUCCCGAUACCCUUGAAUCUGGCGCCGGGCGCCUCUGCCUGCUAUGUCGUGCAGAAGAGCGUCAUCUUCGGCGGUAGUGGGAGCGCCGGGUCUUCGAGCUCCAGUCGAGAACUAAAGAGGGACGAAGACAUGGAGAGGCGGGCCGACGAUGACAAACCGUCAAGCGACGACAAGAACGAGGGAGGCGGCAGUCCGACAAAGACGCUCUACCUGUCUGCAAAUACCUGCCUUCAACCGUUGUCUUCGCAAGGAGCUUCAGAAGUGCCUCCGCAGCUGCGCAUCUACAUCUCGACUUCGAGCAAGGAUGGAUGUCCGGACCCGACCAAGCCUGCGGCCGGAGUCCAAUCCAAGGCCUUUGAACAAGGCGCCGUCAUGUACGGCCUAAACGCGACGGGAGACGUAUACGUGACCGUUCAAGCCCCCAAUGUCACGGACAAGUUCCAGGGUAUCUAUAACUUUGAGAUUGCGGCAUCGGUUGACGCCUACUAUUACCAGUACAGCUCGCAGGCCGGGCAGCUGUUAUGGAUGGACAGCGAUGCCACGUCUGCCUUGCUCCAGACAGCGAGCUUGACGAAUGAUCGGAGCCAGAUUGCGUCCAUCAUGAAAGGCGCUCCGCAGUACGACCUUUUCGUCCAGGGAACCAAGGCGCCAGUACUCAACGGGCUGAUGCGCUCAGUAUGUGGGAUGAACAACAUUGCCCAGAUAGCAUCUAAGAGAUUGGAUAACGGGGAAAUGAACAACAAUGAAGUGGUCCGGACCAAGAUGACGGACAAGGGCCCGGGAGGGUGGCCCAGGCAGCAGUUUUAUUUCCAGGGACUCAACUCGAGCACCUCAUAUUACGGCAUCCUGGUCAAGCACGGAAACUCAACAACCGGCUCCAAGAGACAAAGCACGGCGGCGAUUGGGGGCGGAGGCAUCGUGUUUCCGCCCACCGAUUUUCAGACUUCGGCAGGAACAAACUGCAACCUCAUCACCGAUCUGGACUUUUGCGAAGACGUGCAGUGGGCGGCUCCCGGAAACAACAAGUACAACAACACGGAGCUGGGCAAUCUCUACGACGCGUAUGCCAAGGCCAUGUACGGCAACUUCCAGAAGGUCAUGAUGCAGAUCCCGUGCGAGGCGCCGUCCACGCAGCGGUAUUCGCUGGCGGCUAACUGCGACAACUGCACGACGGCGUACAAACAGUGGCUCUGCGCCGUCGCCAUUCCCCGGUGCGAGGACUUUUCGACGGAGAGCAACUAUACGAUCCCGCGCAACGCCGCCCAAGCCUUUCCCAACGGCACGUUCCUCCCGGACGCGCUGAGAAACGAGCUCAUGCAGACGCCGGCCUUCAACACGUCCCGCACCAGCUUCAUCGACGAGGUGAUUGCGCCGGGCCCGUACAAGGAGAUUUUGCCCUGCGCGGAUCUCUGCUACGCGGUCGUCCAGGGAUGCCCGGCGGCGAUGGGCUUUGGAUGUCCGCGGUCUGGGAAGCUCGGCUUCAACGUGAGCUAUGCGUUGCGGGACCGCAACGGCGGAGCGGUGUCUUGCAACUACCCGGGAGAGCCCAGAACGCAGGUCAGCGCAUCGGGAGCGACCACGCCCAGCUUGAUGCUCCUCAUCGGAGCCUUGGGCCUAGGCUCGAUGCUGCUGCUCUGA
Molecule: messenger RNA, 1839 nt
Organism: Trichoderma citrinoviride
Lineage: Eukaryota; Fungi; Ascomycota; Sordariomycetes; Hypocreales; Hypocreaceae
Product: calcium permeable channel
Exons: 2
Coding region: 1-1839 (612 amino acids)
Biological process (GO): calcium ion import across plasma membrane
Molecular function (GO): calcium channel activity
Source: RefSeq, a predicted model, not a curated record